CUUGACACUUCACUUGACAACUCAGCUAGCCAGCUGGGUAGUUGCUCUCGAUAGUCUCGAUAGAUUUUCUGCUAAAUUCAGGAUAUUUCACAGAAAAAUGUCUACUGUCGAAGAAUUACAGAAGAAAGUGCAAGAGUUGGAGGCCAAACUAGCGGCCAUCCAAGGAAGCGCGGGCCCAGUGCGGCAGAAAAUUGACGUUAUGUCGUCCGAAGUUGUGGAUUCUAAUCCCUACAGUCGUCUCAUGGCAUUAAAGAGGAUGGGUAUAGUGGACAACUACGAGAAGAUCCGUGAGCUGUCAGUGGCAGUAGUCGGUGUUGGUGGUGUCGGCAGUGUCACUGCAGAGAUGCUCACCCGUUGUGGCAUUGGGAAGUUAAUCCUUUUUGACUAUGACAAAGUAGAGCUGGCGAACAUGAACCGGCUCUUCUUCCAACCGCACCAAGCCGGGCUCAGCAAGGUAGCUGCGGCCGCCGCCACACUGCAGAAUAUUAACCCUGAUGUCGCCAUUGAUGCGUACAACUACAAUAUCACAAUGGUGGAGAAUUUCCAGAAGUUCUGUGAUGCUAUUAGCACUGGCAGUUUGACCGGGGGCCCCGUGGAUCUGGUCCUCAGCUGCGUGGACAACUUCGAGGCCCGAAUGGCCAUCAACACAGCCUGCAACGAGCUCAACCAGAAAUGGUUUGAAAGCGGAGUCAGUGAGAAUGCUGUGUCGGGGCAUAUACAGUUUAUUGUACCUGGAGUGACCGCCUGUUUUGCUUGUGCACCCCCACUAGUGGUGGCGUCUAAAAUCGACGAGCGCACACUAAAACGCGAGGGCGUGUGCGCGGCCAGUUUACCUACUACUAUGGGCAUCGUCGCCGGAUUCCUUGUACAAAACACACUGAAGCAGCUACUAGGGUUUGGAACGGUCAGCCACUACCUGGGUUACAGCGCUCUUACAGACUUCUUCCCCAUGAUGAGCUUAAAGCCGAACACGCAAUGCGAUGACAACCACUGUCGCACGCGGCAGAUCGAGGCGCGAGCGCGGCCGCAGGUAGAGGUCGCCACUGAGGUCACCGAGGACGCGGGCCCAGUCCAUGCUGACAACGAAUGGGGAAUCAGUUUGGUGGAUGAAAAUUGUCCUGAAGAUGAAGAUACGUCCAAUUUGAAGCUAGUUGAUGGUGUACAGGUAGCCUACAGUAUACCGGUUGACAACAGCACUCCUGAGUCCAGCACGGGCGGCGCCGUGGCCGCCUCGGAGCUCUCUCUCGAAGAACUCAUGCAGCAAAUGAAGUCCAUAUAAACCUGUUCUAUAUCGGUGAUCUGUAUGACAAGCAACAUGCUCAGCUCUAUAACAUGAACAAUUCAAAGGAAAAUGCAUAUAAAUGCAUAAGCACUCAACGUUGCAACAGUCCUGUCACUACAUCUUAUAAAACAAAAUCACCCGCCGCGUCUGUCUGUUCGUGUUCGUAUGUAUGUAUGUUCGCGAUAAACUCAAACUACUGAACAGAUAUUCAUGAGGUGUUCACCUUUUUUUUAUGAUAUAGGAGGCAAAUGAGCGGACGGAUCACCUGGCCCCUAUUUCACCAACGUGACAGGUGCUACAAUUCGACAAGUCUCAUAGUUGCUGACGUCACAGACAUCCAUGGGUUACGGUUAUCGCUUACCAUCGGGCGGGCCGUAUUCCGGUUUGUCCCCAUCAUUGUAUUAUUUAAAAAAAACUUUAUUAUAUGGCAAAAAAACAUGUAUUUCUCUGGUGAUGUUUAUGAUCAUAAUGAUGACAAUUGUCACAAGAUUUCAAUGAACUUUCGGUAAUUCUUGACAGCAAAUGACUUGGAAUUAUGUGACAAUUGUCGUAUUUCUUGUGACAAUUGUCAUUAGCUUCGCAAAUUAAGUACUUAUUAACUGGUGAUAUAGUGGAGUUUUUUUUAAUUAACAUGUUGGUGGCAAACAACCACACCCCCCCGUCUGAUGGUAAGGGGUUACCGUAGCCUAUGGAGGCCUGUGACGUCAGUAACCGUGAUGUCGACAAAUGUCGCACCUGUCACGUUGGUGAAAUAGGGCCCUGAUUGUAAGCGAUUACCGCCGCUCAUGGACACCCGCAACACCAGAAGGGUCUUUAAGAUGAGAGUACGCUCUUUUACCUAUCAAUAGAGUGAUUCUUGAGGAAGGUUUAGGUGUAUAAUUUGUUGAAGUUUUGUGUAACCCGAGCGAAGCCGGGGCGGGUAGCUAGUAUAGUAUAAUUGUCUUGCAGCUUACAAAAUAUCGAGCUGAAUACUAUGAUAAGAAACGCCCUGUAGCUUCCAAUAAUGUUAGGGAACUACAUCAACUCUUUUUUGUUGAUUGCACAGAAAAAGUGUCGUCACAAACGUCAUUUUAAAACUCGUCAUAUAUUCAUAAAAAUAUAUAGCUUUUAAAAAGACGAUGAUACGAAUUAACGCUGCUUUUUGGCAGCAAAAUAAGUAUUUUCAUAAUACUAAUGAAUGAGUGUUAUUUAAAAUAUAGUAUUACGCAUUCCAGAGUGGAAACGCUCGUGAGCAAUAUAAACAGAUCACUUUAUAUGAAUUUCCCAUACAAAUGACCCGUUUGGAUUGUUUGCUCUCACGUGUAUUUGUAAAAUUAUUAAUGUGCUAUUGUAUUGUGACUCGGCAUUUAAUAUUACUAAGAUUAUGAAAUGAAAGGUACAUAAAUGUGAUUAUCGUAUUUUAUUUUUUAUUUUGGAGAUUUUAUAACAAUAUUGUUAUUAGUUGCUAAGCUACGAGAUAUCAAUGUUUAUAAGCAAAUUUUAUUAUUAAAUGUCUUCGGCGAGA
Molecule: messenger RNA, 2786 nt
Organism: Cydia fagiglandana
Lineage: Eukaryota; Metazoa; Arthropoda; Insecta; Lepidoptera; Tortricidae
Gene: Uba5
Product: ubiquitin-like modifier-activating enzyme 5
Exons: 9
Coding region: 98-1279 (393 amino acids)
Biological process (GO): protein ufmylation
Cellular component (GO): cytoplasm; cytosol
Molecular function (GO): UFM1 activating enzyme activity
Source: RefSeq, a predicted model, not a curated record